AUGAAGGAUGAUGAACAACGGCGCCUUCUUUAUGCAAAAAUCACCACUGAUUAUGAGAAACGUCGAUCAUACGUGGAAUUUCUCUAUCCUGCAAUCUACAAGUUUCAUUGCAGGCUUUAUUUGCAGUUCUUCCCAUUCGACUCGCAAGAAUGUCAUAUGUUGUUCGGAAGCUGGACAUCGGACAAUCAUGAUAUUGACUAUCAUACUUUGGAAAAUGCCGUGGGAACGACGAACUUUCUUGAGAGUGAGGGAUGGAGCCUGUUGGGGACUGCAGGUACGAGAAAAAAUUGUUUUAUUUUGAGGAUAAUGAAAAAAAGCAAUAAUGUCAAAUGUAAUGGCCUUUUGGUAAUAUAGCA
Messenger RNA from Cylicostephanus goldi, 356 nucleotides. Lineage: Eukaryota; Metazoa; Nematoda; Chromadorea; Rhabditida; Strongylidae. The record is from the annotation of a GenBank genome assembly.